GCAUUAAUAGCAGCACCGGCCACGAUGGACCAUUUACACCACGUGCACUUCUUAUUCGACGCAGUUUCGUAUUUUGUUGAGAUCUUCUAAUCUGUAAAAUAUGGAUAAGAUGAUACAUCAUUUUUCAUCAUUAAUAGAAAAUGAUAACCAUAUGUAAAAUAAAUAGGAACCAUUACUCUCCCUCAAUAAACGAGAGCGGCCUAUUCUCCAAUACACAUUUUGCGGACCAAAAACAUCCGCGCUCGUUGGGUACCUGUGUCUGUCCAUCUGUCUCCGAAAACGUCAGCAUGCCUGUCCCUAUUAAAAAAAAAAGAAAGUCCGCAUACCAUAUGUGUAUAUAUGUCUCCUAAAACGUCCGCAUACUUUUUAUCCUGCUUGUUUGAUUUUCUUGUGUGUUUUUUAGUCGCAUGAACUCUGAAAUCUAGAUUCUCAACAAUUGCAUCUCUACGUCUCACUACUACUACCUUUACCUUCUCCUGCUCCUCCGGCUCCUCCUCCUCUUGACUUGCCAUGGAGACGUCGGAGGGAAUUCCUCCUUCGGCGCCCGCUGUAGAUCCGCGGAGCGGCUUCUGCAGCGAAACCAAGAUAUUCCACAGCCUCCGACGACCCGUCCCCCUUCCACCAGAUUCCGUCCCCUUGAAUGCCGCUUCCUUCUCCCUCUCCCUCCUCCCCUCCCCCCUUCCCGACCAACCCGCCUUAAUCGACGCCGCCACCGGAGCCUCCGUCACCUACCCAGACCUCCUCGCUCGCAUCCGGAACCUCGCCUCCGCCCUCCGCUCUCGAGCCGGUCUUUCCAAGGGCCACGUCGCGUUCCUCAUCUCCCCUCCCGGGCUCGACAUCCCCGUCCUCUACCUGGCCCUCCUCUCCAUCGGCGCCAUAGUCUCCCCAGCCAACCCCCUCAGCACUCCUGCCGAGAUUGCCCACCAAAUUCGCUUUUCCAACCCCUCCGUCGCCUUUGCCACCGCUGCCACUGCGCCCAAGCUUCCGCCCCAUAUUCCUAUUCUCCUCCUAGACUCCCCGCGAUUCCGGUCCUUCUUCGACCCCAAUCCGGCACCGCUGCCUCCGUUAGAGAUACUGCAAUCGGACACCGCGGCGAUCCUCUGUUCGUCGGGGACGAUGGGGAAGGUGAAGGGCGUAGCUCUAUCCCACCGCAACCUCGUCGCCCAGAUCGCAUCCAACCACGCCGCGGCGCAAGUGGCGAAGGAGAAAGAUGCGGAGCCGCCGGUGGCUCUCAUCACGGUCCCUCUCUUCCACGUGUUCGGAUACUCCGUGGUACUCCGCGAGGUGACGCUGGGGGAGACGGCCGUGCUGAUGGAGCGAUUCGACUUCAGCGCAAUGCUCGCGGCGGUGGAGCGGUACCAAGUGAACCUCAUGCUGGUGUCGCCGCCUCUGGUUCUGGCGAUGGCCAAGUCGCCCGCUGUGGUAGGCCGAGAUCUCUCCUCCCUGAAGCUUCUGGUAUGCGGUGGUGCCCCGCUUGUUCGGGAGGUAGCGGAGAGCUUUGCCGCCCGCUUCCCAAGCGUCAAGAUGGGCAAGGGGUAUGGUUUGACUGAGUCAUCCGGUGGGAUUGCGGGAACGGACGAUCCCAGGAAUGGUUCUACAGGGCGGAUCUCAGCGAUCACGGAGGCCAGGAUCGUGGACCCCGCCACUGGGGAGUCUCUGGGACCCGGUCAGAGAGGGGAGCUUUGGCUUCGUGGCCCCACAAUCAUGAAAGGUUAUGUUGGUGAUGUUGAGGCAACUGCCUCCACAUUGGACCUUGAAGGUUGGUUAAAGACCGGUGAUCUAUGUUAUUUUGACCAUGAAGGUUUCCUCUACGUUGUAUAUAGGUUAAACGAGUUAAUCAAAUAUAAAGCAUAUCAGGUUCCUCCCACUGAAUUGGAGCAAAUACUUCUUUCUCACCCAAAAAUUGCUGAUGCAGCUGUUGUUCCGUGGGCUGCCAUCAUUGGAACUCUUAAUCUAAUGGCAAGAUAGGCCUCUUGAAGAAGCUAGUUGGGGAAAUUAUGAUUUACUCGUUGCACAAUUUUCAUCAUUUCACAUUGAGGACAAGACUUCUUUCAAAGGAGGGGAUAUUGAUACGAUCUCCAUGCCACAUCAUCAGCCUACACAUUAUCAGCCUAUGCCACAUGAGAAGAAUAUCAUUUAUACAUGAUGGUCUCUUUUUCCUUCGGCUUGGGUUUCUCCUCUUCAAAAAGCUAGAUUUGCUUCCCAACUUGUGAGAUCUGAGGCCCUGAGAUAUAACACCAAUUAGAGCUAGGGCCAGCUUAUCAGCACGGCUCCUCCGAUGCUCAAGUCCGUUACCAAUUGAAUAAGAAGAACUAAAAGAAAAAAGAUGCAGUAGAAAGUUCAAGGAAAGGAGUCACCUUCAUUUAUAGGAAUCAGAGAACCAAACCCCCUUGCACUUACCUCCUUCCACUCUUUAUAUGGCCCUCUGAAGGGAAUCUCCCCAUAGUUCAUUAACUAUUUCCUUGAGGAAUGGUUAGAGGACUAGAUCUGGCAAUCGUUACCUGCUUCUUCAUUCAUCGAUCAUCACGUAUAGUUAACUAGAAACUUCAAAGCCUUUGAUGCUCGACAAAACUUAGUUAUAUUAUUUGACGGAACUUGAUAAUAUUGCUCAGUAGAAUGUAAUAACAUUGCUCAGUGGAACUUGAUAAUAUUACUUGGUGAAACUUAUUUAUAUUGCUCGUCGGAACUUGAUAAUAUUGCUUGGCAAAAUUUAAUUGUAUUGCUCAGGAAAAUUUAAUAAUAUUGCUCGGCAUAAUUUAAUUAUAUUGCUUGGUAGAAUGGAUUGGCAUGGUAACUUUAUUUUACUGUAGCUGAUUAUAGUCAUGUGUACCGUAGCAUACGAGAACGUGAGUGUUCAAGAGAUUAAUAUUAGAACAACGGUUUCGAGAAACACGGUAGUUUUGCAAUUCUAUAGUAAUACUGUAGGCCUGCAGCAUUUGGGAACUCAUUAUU
This is a messenger RNA of Zingiber officinale, 2952 nucleotides long. RefSeq names its product 4-coumarate--CoA ligase-like 5. The record is from RefSeq and is a predicted model, not a curated record. Gene Ontology annotation, molecular function: CoA-ligase activity. The transcript is spliced from 5 exons. The coding region runs from base 511 to 1968 and encodes 485 amino acids. NCBI's taxonomy places the organism in Eukaryota, Viridiplantae, Streptophyta, Magnoliopsida, Zingiberales, Zingiberaceae.